AUGAAUGCCGGAAAUGUAUUCAUUUCCGAAAUAACAACAAAAUUCGAACAAUUACCAUUUGUUUACCAAGUAGAAGUAUUAGCUCAUGUGCAUUGGUAUGGAAAGAAUAUGGCUAUAAAAGAACAAGCCGAUUUGGAGGACCAUUACAGAUAUAAUUCUAAGGAUUUGAUGAAUGAUAUCUACAAAAAACAAUUAGCCAAACCUUAUAAUUUCACUCAACUUAAACAAGAAAUCGCUCGUCUCAAAUACCAAGAGUUAGCACCCCAAGUCAGAAAUGAAAGUACGAGAUUGAUACAAUUAAUUACCGAAGCGAAAAAUAAAGCUGGAAAAGGAGGUUUUGCUCCCAUAGUUGACUUACUCCUAGAAACCCAAAAACAAAUCAUGCAGGCUACCGAAGCUUCUCAAAGAGAUAAAUUAAAUGGCAAUAUGGAAGCUUACCAAAACAUUCUCGAGACCAGUUUAACCAAAGAAGAACUCCAAACUCUUUUAACCAAACAAUCAGAACUUCACCAAUUAGAACAAUAUUUACGAAUCAAUGAUCAAGCAGCUCAAAUCCGCCAAUCUUCUCCUCCAAAACCCCUUUAA
Molecule: messenger RNA, 585 nt
Organism: Ambispora leptoticha
Lineage: Eukaryota; Fungi; Glomeromycota; Glomeromycetes; Archaeosporales; Ambisporaceae
Source: the annotation of a GenBank genome assembly